Messenger RNA from Carica papaya (papaya), 1017 nucleotides. Its product is annotated as quillaic acid 3-O-glycosyltransferase CSL1-like. NCBI's taxonomy places the organism in Eukaryota, Viridiplantae, Streptophyta, Magnoliopsida, Brassicales, Caricaceae. Gene Ontology annotation, biological process: cellulose biosynthetic process. Gene Ontology annotation, cellular component: membrane. The record is from RefSeq and is a predicted model, not a curated record. Gene Ontology annotation, molecular function: cellulose synthase (UDP-forming) activity.
AUGGAGUCAGCUCCUCUCCAUCUCUGCAACGUCAAUAACCCAUCUGCCGUAGUCAACCGCUCAUAUUCUCUUCUCCACUCCAUAGCUAUAACCGGAAUAAUCUAUUACAGAUUCUCCUCCCUUCAUAAUCCCAUCUCCAUACCACACCUCCUCGUUUUCGCAUCACAGCUCUUGCUCUCUCUCCUCUGGCUACUAAACCAGGCCUAUCUAUGGAGACCUGUUUCCCGCACAACUUUCCCGGAAAAUUUCCAGGAAAACAACAAGAACCUACCGGCUAUCGGCGUGCUGGUAUGCACGGCAGAUCCCGAGAGAGAGCCACCAGUUGAGGUGAUGAACACUGUGCUGUCGGCUAUGGCAUUGGAUUACCCACCGCACAAAUUGUCUGUUUAUCUCUCGGAUGAUUGGGGCUCUGCGGUUACUCUGCAUGGUACGAGACAGGCUUGGUUAUUUGCGUGGUCUUGGUUUCCAGUUGCAACGAUGAUCAUGGCGUUGGUGAUGAUGACGAUGUUGAUCUUCAAAGAACUCAACAGUUUGAAGGAAGAAAUAGAUAACGUCAAGGUGAUGCCCGAGGAAUCUGAUAAAGCAGCAGAUAGUAUUAAGGAAGUUGAGAUGCCGCUUCUUGUUUAUGUUUCUUGCGAGAAGAGACCAACUCACUCACACCAUUUCAAAGCUGGUGCACUUAACGUUCUCCUAAGAGUUUCUGGCGUCAUAAGCAACUCGCCAUACAUAUUGGUGUUAGACUGCGACAUGUAUUGUAAUGAUCCCAAAUCUGCAUUACGAGCAAUGUGCUUCCACCUUGAUCCAAAUCUCUCUUCCUCCUUAACCUUUGUUAAGCUCCCCCAAAAAUUUCAUAACAUCAGUGCAAAUGAUAUUUAUGACAGCCAAUUGAGAAACAUAUUUGUGGUACGAUGGCCUGACAUGGAUGGACUUCAAGGACCUAUGUUGUCUGGUACUAGAUUUUAUAUGAAGAGAGAAGCUCUAUAUGCUGAUAUCUCACAGAUAGGUUUAAUAUAUUGA